GGAAGAGCAGAUCAGCUGCAGGCAAGCGACAGUGAUGGCCUUCAACGAGAUGAUCUGUGUGGCGGCUCUGCUGACGCUGCUGAUCAACGAGUGUGACUCUCAGCUCUCCGUUUGUGGUCAACCUUCACCUUCACUCAACACCAGGAUUGUUGGAGGAGCAGCAGCUCCUGCAGGCAGCUGGCCCUGGCAGGCCAGUCUGCACACCUCCAGCCACUUCUGUGGAGGAUCUCUGAUCAACAACCAGUGGGUGCUGACUGCAGCUCACUGCUUUGUCAGGCUUACGGGUCAGACGGUGACGGUGUAUCUGGGUCGACAGAGUCAGGAGGGAUCCAACCCAAACGAAGUCUCCCGGACAGCAGUACAGAUCACUCCUCACCCCGACUAUAAUAAUAUAACUUCCAACAAUGACAUUGCUCUCCUGAAGCUCAAUGUACCAGUCAGCUUCACCAGUUACAUAUCACCAGUCUGCCUGGCCGCUUCAGGCAGCAUCUUCUCCAGCGGGGUUAACUCCUGGGUCACUGGCUGGGGAAACAUUGGGACUGACGUCUCUCUUCCAUCUCCUCAAAACUUGAUGGAGGUGGAGGUGCCGGUUGUGGGAAACUCACAGUGCAAGUCGAGCUACGGGGAGAGCGCCAUUACUGACAACAUGAUAUGUGCCGGGUUACUAGAGGGAGGGAAGGACUCCUGUCAGGGGGAUUCAGGAGGUCCGAUGGUGAGCAAGCAGGGGAACCGCUGGAUUCAAUCAGGAGUUGUAAGUUUUGGAAAUGGAUGUGCUAAGCCAAAUUUCCCAGGAGUCUACACCAGAGUAUCCCAGUAUGAGGGCUGGAUCAACAGCUUUAUCAACACCAACCAGCCGGGCUUCAUCACCUUCCAGUCCAGCGUUUCCAGUACAACCUCGAACCCUACAACGCAUCCACCCAGUACGACCUCGAACCCUACAACUCAUCCACCCAGUACAACCUCGAACCCUACAACGCAUCCACCCAGUACGACCUCGAACCCUACAACGCAUCCACCCAGCACAACCUCGAACCCUACAACUCAUCCACCCAGUACAACCUCGAACCCUACAACUCAUCCACCCAGUACAACCUCGAACCCUACAACGCAUCCACCCAGCACAACCUCGAACCCUACAACUCAUCCACCCAGCACAACCUCGAACCCUACAACUCAUCCACCCAGUACAACCUCGAACCCUACAACGCAUCCACCCAGCACAACCUCGAACCCUACAACGCAUCCACCCAGUACGACCUCGAACCCUACAACUCAUCCACCCAGUACAACAACAACUAAACCUCAGCGUGUGGUCUGUGGUCAGGCCCCACUGGCUUCUAGGAUUUCGGGUGGAGUGUCUGUGGCGUUGGCCGGUGCGUGGCCGUGGAUGGCCAGCUUACAGAAGAACGGCCAGCACGUGUGUGGAGGGACGCUGGUGUCUGAGAGAGACGUGCUGACCAACGCCAACUGCUUCUCAGGCUCCCCUAACGCCUCUGAGUGGACGGUCGUGUUGGGUCGGCUAUAUCAGAACGACGUGAACCAGUUUGAGGUGUCGUUGGAUGUGGUCAAUAUCAGCGUGAGCAACCUGACAGGAACCAACAUCGCAGUGCUGACGCUGUCGUCCCCACCCACCCUGAACGGAUACAUUUGGCCGAUCUGCCUGGACAACGGAAGAACAUUCCCACCGGGAGCCGAAUGCUGGGCCGCCGGCUGGAGCUCUGGAGCAGGAGGAGUGAAGGAACCUCUGCAGCAGUUCCAGACAACAGUGCUAAACUGUGGGGAUGCAUCAGCAGCAGACACCAUUUGCACAGAAGACUUUACUCUGGGACAGGGCGACUCUGGUGGUCCGCUCAUGUGUAAGCAGGACGGCUCCUGGUUCCAGGCGGCGGUGCUUUCAUUGGAGAAUACCUCCAACAGAAGGAAACGAGCCAGCAUGAAGACCUUUGAAAAACUGAGCUAUUUUCAGUCCUUCCUGACCAAGACACUGGGACCACUCUUGUCUCCAGCAACUGUCAUCACCACCAUCAUCACAAAUACCACAACCCCGAUCGCCACAACAAACGGUUUUUUGUGGAGUGGAGUGACAAUGCCUCACUCCUCCUCCAUCCUCUUAGGCCAUCUUCUCCUCUUAGCUUUAUGCCUCCAAGUCUUCGGAUAAGCAGCAUUUACACUCUGAUUUACAAGAUAUGAAACGGAGAAACAGUUUGGCAGCGACUUUCAAACUCAAAACGUUUUUUUUUUUCAUCCACAGAAGAAACAAAAAACAUAAAGCAAAAAUAGUUUAAAGGCUAAACCUUACAUGGUUGUAAAAUCAACCUUGAAAAAUCUAAAUAAAUGCAUCAGAUCUAAAAAGAUUAACCAACAGAAAUGUAAAAACGCUACGUCUAAUCUUCUCCAGUUUUCUUGAAGUGUGAUUUAUCUGAUUACUGUUACAGAUUGUAAAUCUGACUUGUUUCUCUUCCUUUAUUAAAACAAAUCAGUUCAUUCAUUUUCUAAAAUCAUGCUCACUUCUAUGAUGCUGAUUAAAAUAUUUUGAUUUUGAGGUUUAAUUAUAAACAUAUCUAUAUAUCAAUUAUAAUUUUGGUGUCUUAAAAAAUUUGCGGAUAGGAAAUCUAUGCACAAAACUAGCGUUGCUUCGUAUUUGUGAUGUGACCAUGUGUACUAUCCAAUCCUUGAUUAAACUUGAAUAAAAUAAAUAUAUAAAAGUAAUAAAUUAAACUCA
Messenger RNA from Gambusia affinis (western mosquitofish), 2722 nucleotides. RefSeq names its product transmembrane protease serine 9-like. Lineage: Eukaryota; Metazoa; Chordata; Actinopteri; Cyprinodontiformes; Poeciliidae. Gene Ontology annotation, molecular function: serine-type endopeptidase activity. The coding region runs from base 35 to 2158 and encodes 707 amino acids. The record is from RefSeq and is a predicted model, not a curated record. The transcript is spliced from 10 exons. Gene Ontology annotation, biological process: proteolysis.